ACAUUCCUUAUCACAGUGCGUAAGCGUCUUAAAUUAGGAUUAAAGAAGAUCAAGAAACACCAACAACAGCAACAGGAUCAAAGCAGAGCUCUUAUAACAGCUGGGUUGUUCUAUUCGGGGCGCACUCUGCUGGUACCCUCACUGGCUUCAGAAGAUGGGUCUCGCUGCAGCAGUGCUCUGGCUGUCGGCGUCGGCGGCGGUGGCUCGCGCGCCGGGCGUCCCCCCGCUGCGCCUCGACGGGAAUGAGAGUUCCACGGAUGUGAUUUUGAUGCGCCAGGAAGUCAGACUGGAGGAGAUGGUGAUGCUGCUAACUGAAAUCCGGGACAACUUGGCCGACCAACGCAGAGUGACUGACGAACCACUUCGGCCCAGCGUGACUGACGCUCCUCGCAACACCACUACCACGGCGAAAACCAGUAAUGCCCCGCCCACGUGUCCAGACAAGUUCCAAGAGGUGGGCGGAGUCUGCUUGCACCUUGCAAAUUCCAAGCACGUGUCAUGGGAUGAGGCCCGCGUUUACUGCCAGCGCCUGGGGGGAGACCUGAUCCACGGAUUCUGGAACGCGGAGGCCGGACAAAGCCUCGUUCGGGACAAGUGUAAGUCUCUGGACAGGGAUGGAUGUCCUCUUCGGAAGUAUGAUGGUCCAUACCUGACCCUCAUAAUCGCUAAGACAGUUGCUUCCGUUGCAGGGACCAUCACUGUUGACCUCUGCAGGUGUGGGAAGUCCUCCACAUCAUCAAAGCGCAGGCGCAGUACCGGCAUCGCUGUGCGUCUCAUGGACAGGCCCGUGUUCCGUGGCCCCACUUUGAACAAUUUGGUUCAGGGAUUUGAAGACGACACACCUUGA
Messenger RNA from Penaeus chinensis, 847 nucleotides. RefSeq lists its product as uncharacterized. The record is from RefSeq and is a predicted model, not a curated record. Lineage: Eukaryota; Metazoa; Arthropoda; Malacostraca; Decapoda; Penaeidae. The transcript is spliced from 7 exons. Bases 155 to 847 code for a protein of 230 amino acids.